AGCUCAGCAAGGCAGAUGGCAGUGGAGGGGGUGUCUGCUUCUCCUAUGAGAGAAAUGAGAGGAAAAUAACCAUAGUAUGCAACCUUUGAUGCUCUGCCUAUCCAAGGAGAAGCAUGCACAUUUCUUACUGUCCAGGGCACACACCCAUCUCACCACACAGAGGCACCUCCAAGCAUGGCCUGGGUGAAAUGCUGCUAUUGACAGAUACAGACAGUCUGGUACAUGGAAAAUAAUCCAACUUGUUCAUCUUGGAGUGUUGUUAGCUCUGGGCAAAUUCCAACCCUAAUCCUGACCAUCCUUAUUCAUUUAAGUACCCUCAGCAACUCAUCAGCCACAGAGGCUUACCCAAGGUUACCCAUAACCCCACAUUAAGGUCCUAUGAGGUAACAACAUCACAAUCACAAACAAAACUGCAGACACGAUGUCCUAAGAACAUAAGUCAGAAUUUUAUCUACAUCUUUCCCUCCUUCAUCAGCCUCAAAAUGCACAGUUCCUGACCACACACACUUUGGGUUUAGACUCCAUGUGGGCAGAAGCAUCUGUGUCAGUUGCAUACCUAGGUGUGACAGUGAGUGCUGGGAACACAACUGGCUCUCAGAGUCCUUGUUUUCUCCCUUCCCAAAUGCUGAGUCCCAGCUAGAGCUCAUUUUAAUACAGAUCGAGUUCAGCUCCUCCUUCUCCCACACUCACUCUCACACUCUACUGCCUAUAGUAUCCUCACUGCAACAUGGUCACGGGAGUGUCCUGAUGUCAGUUACCUCCCAUCAGUGGCCAUAGACAGAAUGAGGCUGAACUGUCUCCAGUCUUUCAGUUAGAGGACUCUGGCUUCUGGAAAGACUGACCAUAUCCAAAGCAGCUCUCUAAUGAGGAGAAGGGGUGAGAAUGGGAUUCCCACUCUCAGGAGAGGUCAGAGAGUCCUGCUGAGGGCAACAGGAGAUGGUGGCACUAUCAAAGGUCAUGGUGAAUGAUAAGAUGAUUUUAACAUAGAAGGAAAAGAAAAGGAGCUCUAGUUUCAAAAUAUCAUCAUCAUCAACAACAAACAGAAAAUGAUGUGGUCAGAUAAAAGAAGACCCUACAGAACAUGAUGUGGUAGUAUCCAGAUAGAAUCAGGUCAAUAUUCGUUGGUGACUGAAGCCAGGUGGAUUCUUUGGAGAAUAAACUACAGUGGUUGAAGUGUGAAUGCAAAGAGGGGAAGUGAGGACCCAGUGUGUAGCUGAUUCUUGAAGGAAGUUGGCUGUGAGGGGACAACAGGUGGGAGGAGGUGAUAACUAAAGGAGGACACUUAGCUUUGGGAAGGGGGUUUAUGAGAUGGUGAAGACUUGAGCCCGUUGUCAAGCUAGGGGAAAGAUCCUGAUGAACUGGAGAGGGUGAAGAUGAAUUGGUGUCAGUUACAUUGCUGGACAUGUAUCUCCACUCCUUGCAUCAGCUAGGGAGAGAAGAUCUCAUCUCCAUUUUACAGUGAGGCGUCUGACAUAGAGGAGCGCCACUCUCCCCGCUAGUAGUCAGAACAUGACUUGCAGUCACUGCUGUGAGGCUAGCUUUUCCUCUAACUUCAUUCAGUUCACACUUUUCAACCCUUAUACAACUUUUUGUCUUCUUCAUAGGCUCUUUCCCCUGUUGAACACUUGCACUCUAGUGUUAGGUGAAUUUCAGACCUCAGCAUAUUUCUCUACACAGAAUGUGAAAUCAUCCAAGAAGAUGCCAAAUUGAGAGUGCCAUUCUCAUCUCAGAUGAUGAUGAACAGAGAACCUUUCAAGAUGAGUACGAAAUUUCCGAAAUGGUAGGCUACUGUGCUGCGAGGAGUGAGGGGUUGCUACCAUCAUUUCAUACCAUCUCUCCAACCCUCUUCAAUGCCUCAUCCAAUGAUAUGAAGUUAAAACCAGAGCUAUUUCUGACACAGCAAUUUUUGAGCGGGCAUUUGCCAAAAUACGAACAAGUUCACAUCCUCCCAGUAGGAAGAAUAGAGGAACCCUUCUGGCAAAAUUUCAAGCAUCUACAAGAGGAGGUUUUCCAGAAAAUAAAGACACUGGCUCAGCUCUCAAAGGAUGUUCAGGAUGUCAUGUUCUACAGUAUCCUGGCCAUGCUCAGAGACAGAGGGGCUCUACAGGACCUGAUGAACAUGCUGGAAUUGGACAGCUCAGGUCAUUUGGAUGGCCCUGGUGGUGCCAUCCUAAAGAAACUUCAACAGGAUUCAAACCAUGCAUGGUUUAACCCAAAGGACCCCAUUCUUUAUCUCCUUGAAGCCAUAAUGGUGCUGAGUGACUUCCAACACGAUUUGCUGGCCUGUUCCAUGGAGAAGAGGAUCCUGCUUCAGCAACAGGAGCUGGUAAGGAGCAUCCUGGAGCCAAACUUCAGAUACCCCUGGAGCAUUCCCUUCACCCUCAAACCUGAGCUCCUCGCCCCACUCCAGAGUGAGGGUUUGGCCAUCACCUAUGGCCUGCUGGAGGAGUGUGGCCUUAGGACGGAGCUGGAUAACCCCAGGUCAACCUGGGAUGUAGAAGCAAAGAUGCCCCUGUCUGCCCUCUAUGGGACUCUCUCGUUGCUGCAGCAGCUGGCUGAGGCCUAAGCCCUCCCUGAUGGGCAGUCAGUCCAGAGAUGCUGGCCCUCGCCCAGUCUAUGCUGUGAGUGUCCUUAUGGGUGCAAGAGAUAGGGCUGUGCCUCUCUGCGUUUCCAGGUGGAGUAGAGACAGUAAUGGGUAGAGACUUUAGGAAAUGUUUUGGGGUGGUGGAAUACUCUAUAUAUUGACAAGAGUUUAUAUAUUGACAAGAGUUUAUAUAUUUGUCAAAACUCCUCAAAUAGUAUGUUAAAGACGUAAGCGUUUCACUAUGUAUAAAUUUUACUUCAAAAUAAUAAAAACAAAUACUGACUCUA
This is a messenger RNA of Homo sapiens (human), 2871 nucleotides long. RefSeq names its product gasdermin C (gene GSDMC). Gene Ontology annotation, biological process: transmembrane transport. Lineage: Eukaryota; Metazoa; Chordata; Mammalia; Primates; Hominidae. Bases 1778 to 2566 code for a protein of 262 amino acids. The record is from RefSeq and is a predicted model, not a curated record. The transcript has 10 exons. Gene Ontology annotation, cellular component: cytosol; plasma membrane.